CCCGCCGGCGGCCGGCCAGCGCCGGCACAGUCCGCCGGUGGCAGCGGCGGCGAGCGCGCGUUUCAGCGAGUCGAGUGUGUCGUGUCGUGCCGAGUGUCGUGUCGUGUGGAGUGCGCGUCGUGCGGUGGAUGUGAGCUGUGUGCGGGUGGGUUUUGGUUAACCAACGACACCGUUUACUAAAUCAUUCUAAUUAGAUCCAUAAACCCACCUGAAAUUAAAUUUAGUGUAUUUUGUUAAAACUUUUGACUCCUCGGUCCAGCGGUGAAACUGUUCGUCUACGUAUCAUGUCCCGAGUUCGACUUUCAGAUUGAACGGGCACAAUCUGACCCCAGUUGUGUAAAAUCGCGUACAAUAACAGUUAAUUAACGUUUGCUUGAAUGGAUUUUGCGAUAGGGCCGGAUUAAGGAGGUCUAGAGGCUCUCGUAGUGCGCGACGCCAGCGCCCACCCGUCCGCGGCCCGCGUGAUGUUCGCUGCGACCGUCGCAGCGCCGGCUCUCGUGCUCACCGCUGAGGUGUCCGGCAUCGUGCCCGGCUAGUGCGGCGCGCGACGCCUCAGACUGUCGGCCAACACAUACACGUAGGCAGCGCCCUGCGGGAUGCUCGCCGCGACCGUCGCAGCGCUUGCUCUGGCGCUCACCGGUGAGGUGUUCGGCAUCGUGCCCGGCUAGUGCGGCGCGCGACGCCUCAGACUGUCGGCCAACACAUACACGUAGGCAGCGCCCUGCGGGAUGCUCGCCGCGACCGUCGCAGCGCUUGCUCUGGCGCUCACCGGUGAGGUGUUCGGCAUCGUGCCCGGCUAGUGCGGCGCGCGACGCCUCAGACUGUCGGCCAACACAUACACGUAGGCAGCGCCCUGCGGGAUGCUCGCCGCGACCGUCGCAGCGCUUGCUCUGGCGCUCACCGAGGGCGCGGUGGGCCCGGCGCCGGCGCGGCUGGGCCCGUGGUUCGCCGAGCAGCCGCCGCCGCAGCUGCGCUACGCCGCGGCGGCCGGCGCGCGCCUGGCGUGUGGGGCGCGCGGGGAGCCGCCGCCGCGCGUGGCGUGGCUGGGCGAGGACGGCGCCGAGCUGCUCGACGAGCCCGGCGUCAGGAGGACAUACAGCAACGGCACGCUGGAGCUAUUCCCGAGCGCGCGCGACGAGCCCGGCGUGGUGCGCUGUCGCGCCGCCAGCGCGCACGGCGCCGUCGUGUCGCGCGACGUGCUGCUGGAGCCAGUGCCGGACGCGCCGUGGGUGGUGUCGCUGUCGGACGCGACGGUCGCGGCGGGCGGCGUGGCGGCGCUGUGGUGUCGCAGCGAGCCCGCCGCGCUCGCCGCGCCCGCGCUCUUCUACCGCGGCGAGGAGGUGCUGCAGGUGGACGCGCCCUCUCCCGGUGACUACACUCUCAGUUUACUUACGAGUAGUCAGUUCUGUCGAACAAGGAACAUGGUGUUACGGAAAACCCUAUCACUACAGAUUAAGGUCCAUAAUCACUCGCUCCUAUCGAGUUGUCUACAACUUGUGUUGUUUACAUCGCGUUAUCUUUUGUUAUUAUUUUUUUUUGUCGAAUUUCAUGGAAUAAACGACACGCGUUUAGGCGUUCCUUGGUGUAGAAUCAUUGUAACGGGUAUAAAUACGCGACCGACGCGAUGCUCGUGGCAGUGA
Bicyclus anynana (squinting bush brown) is the source of this 1640-nucleotide messenger RNA. Its product is annotated as cell adhesion molecule Dscam2-like. The record is from RefSeq and is a predicted model, not a curated record. The transcript is spliced from 5 exons. Bases 861 to 1640 code for a protein of 259 amino acids. NCBI's taxonomy places the organism in Eukaryota, Metazoa, Arthropoda, Insecta, Lepidoptera, Nymphalidae.